Theobroma umbraticum is the source of this 2738-nucleotide messenger RNA. NCBI's taxonomy places the organism in Eukaryota, Viridiplantae, Streptophyta, Magnoliopsida, Malvales, Malvaceae. The record is from RefSeq and is a predicted model, not a curated record.
UGGACUUGGCUUGGCUGCCUAUGUUCUUUCUCCAAAGAUCUUUCUCUUGGCAUUUUCUCGUUUCUAGGCUGGCUACCAGGCAAGUGCUGCGAAGGGGUGGAUUAUCCGCCGCGACCUUGGCUGGACAGGGGAUUACUUGGGGAAGAAAGUGAACCAAGAUGAGUAACCUAUUCGGAGGCAAAUACAAUAUAGUCAACGGCUUGAACAAUGAAUUCAAAGUAUGUUACAAUGAGGAGAGGACCUUUGCCAACACUGAUUGGCAAGUUACGAACCCCUUGUUGAAAUCUCUUCCUAUCUUCAUGUUGCAGUUGAGCAUGGUUAUAUUGUUCACUCGUACUUUCAUCAUCGUCCUCACACCUAUUCGUCAACCUCGCUUUGUUUCUGAGAUUCUUGCUGGCAUUGUGUUAGGCCCAAGUGCGUUGGGUAUAAUAGGCUGGGUAUCAAGUAACAUCAACCCUUUUGAGGGGGCUUUGUUGCUGGAGACAAUGGGGAACCUCGGCGUCACUUUUUACAUGUUCCUAGUGGGUCUCGAGAUGGACUUAACCCCAGUCCGAAAAAUGGGGAAAACAGCCUGCAGCGUUGCCAUAGCUGGGAUUGUUUUACCAGCGUGUGGAGGAGCGGGAUUGUAUUACUUGGUGCUGCAGAAGGAGCAAGAAAACCAGCGUCGUCCUUUGGAGGGUGGUUUGUUCUGGGCCAUUGCCCUUACCGUCACAAGCUUUCCGGACUUGGCUCGAAUGCUUUCGAGCCUCAAGCUCAUGUACACGGAUCUCGGAAAAACGGCCUUGACUUCAGCCGUUCUGACUGACCUGUCUUCUUGGAUUCUUCUCGUGGCAGUAGUCUCUGCAGUUAACGGGCGUGGCAAACUGUAUACGGUAAUCCCAACCAUGUUGUUCCUCGUAGUAUCUUGGUUCUUGAUGCGUCCAUUCAUUUUGUGGGCAGUUAAACGAAUUGCAUUAAGAAAUGAAUCGUCAAUGGAAAGCAGAUACAACGAAAAACAAGUAUGUUACAUUCUAUCAGGGGUGCUCCUCUGUGGGUUUUUCACAGAAAUCUGUGGCGUACAUUCCAUGUUUGGAGCUUUCAUGUUCGGGCUGAUGAUACCCAGUGGAGAGCUCGGGACCAUGAUCAUGGACAAAAUUGAAGAAUACGUGGUGGGGAUUCUGCUGCCGCCUGUCUUCCUAAUUACAGGGCUGAGAACCAACUUUGCACACAUGGCCGUCGAACAUACUUCUCAUCUGGUGAUCAUAGUCAUACUCGUGGCAUCCUCUGUCAAAGUUGUGAGCACCCUUCUCGUCUGCCUGUACUUAAAAUGCCCAAUUCGAGAUAGUUUGGCCCUUGGAGUCCUUAUGAACACCAAAGGCGUCCUUGCCAUCAUUGUUCUUAAUGAAGGCCGAAACGUGAAGGGUUUUGACCAACAAACUUUUUCUUGGAUGGUUCUUUCCAUAUUGAUCAUGACAGGUUUGGUUGGCCCGAUAGUCAGUUUCACUCACAAGUCCACGAGGUACACGAAGAAAUACUACCGUAGGAAUUUAGAAAGGAGUAAAGUGGAGGCAGAGCUUCGAGUCUUGGCAUGCGUUCAUUCCAGCAAAAACGUUUCCGGCUUAAUCAAUCUCUUGCAUAUUUCAAAUGCCACGAGAAAGUACCCGAUUACCGUCUUUGCUGUCCAUUUGGUUGAGCUGACAGGGCGAGCUUCUGCAAUGCUAAUUUUCCAUGAUAAGACUAGGACAACCGAUGUGAUUGGGAACGAAAUUAAUCCAAUUAGUCGAGGAAAAGCUGAGGCUGAACAAAUUGUCAGUGCCUUCGAAUCUUUCCACAACAACAACCAUGCAGUCUAUGUUCGGCCAUUGACAGCUGUGUCGUCCUACGCCAGCAUGCAUGAAGAUGUUAGCAACUUCGCGCUAGACAAGGGAGUCACUGUGAUUUUGCUCCCAUUUCACAAGCAAGCAAAUGCCCAUGGGGGAUGGACGGACGAAAACCUUCAGCAUAAACAAGUGACUGACAAUCUACUGGCAAAUGCGCCCUGUUCCAUUGGCAUACUUGUGGAUCGUGGCCUAACCCCGCCUUAUCUUCCCCUAGGAUCACAACAUGAUCGUAAGAGGAAAUGUCGCAUUGCUAUGCUCUUUCUUCAAGGACCUGAUUACCGUGAGGCAUUGGCUUACGCGUGGAGAAUGGCAGGCACUUCAGGCGUAAUGCUAACUGUAGUGAGAUUCAUUCCUGCAAAAGACGUGGUGGAGUUUGCAGAGAGCGAUGCAGGAGACGGUGGUGGUGAUGAUGACGAUGACGACGAUGAGAUAUUCGCCGCCAUGUUUGAGAAAGAGAAGGAACUGCUGCUUGAUGAUGAUUACAUAAACGAGUUUAGGUUCAGAACAAUGCAUAAUCAAUCCAUUUCUUACAUCGAGAAACAAGUAAACAGCGGAGACCAGAUUGUAUCAAUCAUACGUUCAACUUACAAUGAUUUUGAUUUGUACAUAGUAGGUAGAGGACAUGGCAUGCAGUCUCCAUUGACAGUAGGGCUAUCAGACUGGAGCAAUUGCCCUGAGUUAGGGCUCAUCGGGGAAACAUUAGGAGCAGCGGAUUUCUUACCGUCGGGCUCAGUUCUGGUCAUGCAACAAUCCGCUCCUCUCCCUAGUGCACCGAAGAAGAUCGUGAGCUCUGCUCGGAAGAAAGGGUUGUUUAAGACUAGCGGGCAACCAUCGGCUGUACCAUUUGUUAAUCAUAGAAAAGCAGAUGAUUAUUAUUGA